This is a messenger RNA of Xenopus laevis (African clawed frog), 3553 nucleotides long. RefSeq names its product potassium-transporting ATPase alpha chain 2 (gene atp12al.L). The record is from RefSeq and is a predicted model, not a curated record. Bases 94 to 3189 code for a protein of 1031 amino acids. The transcript is spliced from 23 exons. NCBI's taxonomy places the organism in Eukaryota, Metazoa, Chordata, Amphibia, Anura, Pipidae.
CCGAGUGAAUUAUCCAUCCUCCUGCAGUGUCUCUGCUUGGAAAGCUUAAAGCUUCUCCUGUUGCUCCUUUUUUGGAAACACAAAGUUUCAAGAAUGUCUUCAGAGAAACCACCAGAGCCUUUUAUCGUGUCCUUGGAUGAACAAAAGCCAAACCCGGAGAAGAAAACACAUAAGCUGUUUGGGAAAAAAGGGAACAAGUCAAAAAAAGUGGACACUUUGAAAAAGGAACUAGAAAUUACUGAUCACAAUUUAAGCCUUGACGAACUGGAAAAGAAAUAUAAUGUGGAUAUAAAAACAGGUCUGUCCAGCCAAACUGUAGAGGAAGUCCUUGCUCGAGAUGGCCCCAACAGGCUAUCUCCUCCAAAGGGAACCCCAGAAAUUGUCAAGUUUUUGCUGUUAAUGGCUGGUGGCUUUUCUAUUGUCUUCUGGAUUGGUGCCAUAUUGUGCUUCAUUGCAUAUGGACUCCAGGUUGCCCAGGACCCCACUGUCUCCAAGGAUAAUCUCUGGUUGGCGAUCAUCCUAAUUGCCGUGGUGGUUAUGACAGCAUUAUUUGCCUAUUAUCAGGAGGCCAAAAGCACAAACAUCAUGGCUGGCUUCAAGAACAUGGUUCCCCAGCAAGCUCUGGUUAUGCGGGAUGGCAAGCGGUUGGAAAUUAUAGCAGAGAAUCUGGUCAAUGGAGAUAUUGUGUUCAUUAAAGGAGGAGACAAAAUCCCUGCUGAUCUACGACUGUUGGAGAGUCAGGGGUGUAAGGUCGAUAACUCAUCACUGACAGGGGAGUCAGAGGCCCAGGCCCGAAGUACAGAGUGCACUGAUGAAAACCCUUUGGAAACCAAGAAUUUGGCGUUCUUCUCUACAACCUGCUUGGAGGGAACAGCAUGCGGCAUUGUUAUUAACACUGGAGACCGCACAGUGAUUGGCCGUAUCGCUUCACUGGCUUCACAAGUUGGAAACCAGAAGACGCCAAUCGCUCUGGAGAUCGAACACUUUGUACACAUGAUCAGUGGCCUCGCUGUGGGAGUCGGAGUCCUCUUUUUCAUCAUCUCGAUUUCCAUGGGUUACAGCGCUCUCAAUGCCAUAAUCUUCUGCAUCGGUAUUGUGGUGGCAUAUGUGCCCGAAGGAUUACUGGCCACAGUCACUGUCUGUCUUUCACUCACUGCAAAGCGAAUGGCCAAGAAAAACUGCCUGGUCAAGAAUCUUGAGGCUGUGGAGACUCUUGGGUCCACCUCUGUCAUUUGCUCUGACAAGACUGGUACCUUGACCCAAAACCGUAUGACAGUGGCUCACAUGUGGUUUGACAACAUCAUCCACAAUGCUGACACUUCAGAAGAUCAGACUGGUGAGUUAUUUGAUCAGAGCUCCCCCACCUGGCAGGCACUUUUAAGAAUUGCAACUCUGUGUAAUCGUGCAGAAUUCCUUGCCUCAGCAGAGGAUGUGCCCAUCAGUAAGAGACAAGUAAACGGAGACGCAUCAGAAGCAGCUUUAUUAAAAUUCACAGAACAACUUCAAGGUCAUGUGACGGAGGUCAGAGCAAGAAACCAGAAAGUGUCGGAAAUUCCGUUUAACUCAAGUAACAAAUACCAGGUUUCUAUUCACAUACCAGAAGACCCAGCAGAAAAGGGCUACCUGUUGGUAAUGAAAGGGGCACCCGAACGGAUCCUGGAUCGAUGUAGUACUAUCAUGGUGGCAGGACAGGAAUGGCCUCUAGAUGCAGAAAUGAAAGAAAAUUUCCAGAGUGCAUACAUGAGCCUUGGAAGUCUUGGAGAAAGAGUUUUAGGGUUCUGUCAACUCUUACUGCCCGGUGACAUCUAUAGACCAGGUUACCCAUUUGACACAGACAACGUCAACUUCCCACUAACUGGCAUGUGCUUUGUUGGUCUCAUCUCCAUGAUUGAUCCUCCCCGCUCCAGUGUACCUGAUGCCGUCAUGAAGUGUCGCAGCUCAGGAAUCAAAGUUAUCAUGGUGACUGGAGACCACCCAAUUACAGCAAAAGCAAUUGCACGCAGUGUAGGAAUCAUUUCAAGCACAAGUGAAACAGUUGAAGAUAUUGCAGAGCGACUGGGCAUCCCUGUUGAUCGAGUGAAUCCCAGGGAUGCGUGUGCAUGUGUGGUGAAUGGUGGAGAGAUCAUCGACAUGACCUCAGAUGAACUAGAUGACGUCUUGAGAUAUCAUCAGGAAAUUGUAUUCGCAAGGACAUCGCCACAGCAGAAGCUUCUAAUUGUAGAGGGUUGUCAAAGAUUGGGAGCCAUUGUGGCCGUAACUGGGGAUGGAGUGAACGACUCGCCAGCUCUGAAGAAAGCUGAUAUUGGUGUUGCCAUGGGAAUAGCUGGCUCAGAUGCUGCCAAACACUCCGCAGAUAUGAUUCUGUUGGAUGAUAACUUUGCUUCAAUUGUCACUGGAGUGGAAGAAGGUCGACUGAUAUUUGAUAACCUGAAGAAGUCAAUUUCAUACACCGUGACCAAGAACAUUCCAGAAAUGAUCCCUUUCAUGGUCUAUGUGAUUAUCAGCUGUCCGUUGCCACUGGGAACCAUCACCAUCCUUUUCAUUGAACUGGGCACUGACAUUAUCCCAUCUAUAGCUUUGGCAUAUGAGAAAGCAGAGAAUGAUAUCAUGACAAGAAAACCACGCAACCCACGCAAAGAUCGACUCGUGAACAUGCAGUUGCUGUCAUAUUCCUAUUUUCACAUAGCUGCAAUGGAAUCCUACGCUGGAUUUGUGAAUUAUUUCACGGUCAUGGCUCAGCAGGGCUUCCUCCCAGCGACUUGCAUGGGACUUCGUGCUGCAUGGGAGGACAAAACUGUUCAGGAGUUGGAGGACAGUUACGGGCAGGAAUGGACAUUCCAACAACGUCUCCAGCAGGAGUGGUACUGCUACAGCGCCUUCUUUAUCAGUAUUGUCAUCUGCCAAAUGGUGAACACAGUCAUUCACAAAACGAGGAGGAACUCCAUCUUGACUCGAAAUUUCUUCAGAAAUAAGGUUAUUUUCAUUGGGUUGUUGUCCCAAAUCCUUAUCGGCGUUUUCCUGUGUUAUUGCCCAGGAAUGGAUGAAGCUCUACACUUUAUGCCUAUUCGAGUCCAGUACUGGUUUGUGAGUAUCGAGUACACAAUCCUCAUUCUUGUUUAUGAUGAAGUCAGAAAACUCAUCAUUCGAACAUUUCCAGGCAGUUGGGUGGAUAAAGAGAUUAAUUACUAAAGGAUCUAAAGGUAAAUACCUACUGAAGAGACCCCACUCAUGGAGGAUCCCACCCAUUCAUCCCUCAUGUGUCCUUCCUCUAUGUAACAUAUGUAUAUAUGUAUAAAAAAAAAAGUAUAAAAUGCUUUGUAAAUAUAUAUUUUUUAAUAAUAAAAAAACUUUUUCCCCCUUACUUUAAAUCAUUCUGUGAAUGAACACUGAGCCAAGUAUAAGUUAAAAAGACAACAAUUCUUUAUAGUUUUACCCUAUAAAUGUGAUAAUGUGUAAUUUAUAGAAAUAGACACAAUGAUCGGCGCCCGUCCCAACAAAAUGCAUCUUUCUCACCCCAAUCUCUUACUCUCUGAAGAUGUAAAAAAAAAGGUUU